AUCAUGGCGACGCGGGGCCAUGUGCAGGACCCUAACGACAGGCGCCUCCGGCCCAUUUACGAUUAUCUUGAUAAUGGUAACAACAAAAUGGCCAUUCAACAAGCGGAUAAAUUGUUGAAGAAGCAUAAAGAUCUUCAUUGUGCGAAGGUUUUAAAGGCCAUUGGCUUACAGAGAACUGGAAAGCAAGAGGAGGCCUUCACCUUGGCUCAGGAAGUGGCGGCCCUGGAGCCCACGGAUGACAACUCACUGCAAGCACUGACGAUCCUCUACAGGGAAAUGCACCGACCGGAGCUAGUCACGAAACUUUAUGAGGCAGCUGUGAAGAAAGUUCCCAACAGCGAGGAGUAUCACUCUCACCUCUUCAUGGCCUAUGCCAGAGUUGGCGAGUACAAGAAAAUGCAACAGGCUGGCAUGGCUCUCUAUAAGAUCGUUCCCAAAAACCCUUACUACUUUUGGUCUGUGAUGAGCUUAAUUAUGCAGUCCAUAUCAGCCCAGGAUGAAAACCUCUCAAAAACCAUGUUUCUCCCACUUGCCGAGAGAAUGGUUGAGAAAAUGGUGAAAGAAGAUAAGAUCGAAGCUGAGGCUGAGGUUGAACUUUAUUAUAUGAUCUUGGAACGUUUGGGAAAGUAUCAAGAAGCCUUGGAUGUCAUUAGAGGAAAAUUAGGAGAGAAGCUGACCAGUGAGCUCCAGAGCCGGGAAAAUAAGUGCAUGGCCAUGUACAAGAAGCUGAGCAGGUGGCCGGAGUGCAACGCCCUGUCCCGCCGCCUCUUGCUGAAAAACUCAGAUGACUGGCAGUUCUAUCUGACUUAUUUCGAUUCUGUCUUUCGACUGAUUGAAGAGGCCUGGACCCCUCCUGCUGCAGGCGAACAUUCUUUAGAAGGAGAAGUACAUUAUUCAGCAGAAGAGGCGGUGAAGUUCAUAGAAGAUCGGAUCACAGAAGAAUCUAAGAGUUCUCGCCAUCUCCGAGGUCCACAUCUGGCUAAACUGGAGCUCAUCAGACGGCUACGACGGCAGGGCUUCAACGACGAGUAUAAACUGGGUGAUCCAGAAGAAUUAAUGUUUCAGUAUUUUAAAAAGUUCGGAGAUAAACCUUGUUGUUUUACGGAUCUCAAGGUGUUUGUUGAUCUCUUGCCAGCUACACAAUGUACAAAAUUUAUUAAUCAAUUACUUGGAGUGGUUCCUUUGUCGACGCCAACAGAGGAUAAGUUGGCACUACCUGCCGACAUCCGAGCUCUCCAGCAGCAUUUGUGUGUGGUGCAGCUGACGAGGCUGCUUGGCUUGUACCACACGAUAAACAAAAAUCAGAAACUGGACGUGGUCAGAGAAUUGAUGUUACGGUACCAGCACGGUCUGGAAUUUGGAAAAUCCUGUUUGAAAACCGAAUUGCAAUUUUCAGACUAUUACUGUCUCCUUGCUGUCCAUGUACUUAUUGAUAUAUGGAGAGAAACAGGUGACGAGACUGCUGUGUGGCAGGCCCUGAAUUUGCUGGAAGAGGGAUUGACUCACAGCCCUUCUAAUGCUCAGUUCAAAUUGCUGCUUGUUCGAAUCUACUGUAUGCUGGGGGCUUUUGAGCCAGUGGUGGACCUCUACUCCAGCCUGGAUGCCAAGCAUAUCCAGCACGACACCAUUGGUUACCUUUUGACCCGAUACGCGGAGUCCCUAGGUCAGUAUGCUGCUGCAGCCCAGUCCUGUACCUUCGCUCUCAGGUUCUUCCACUCCAACCAGAAAGAUACCUCAGAAUAUAUUAUUCAAGCUUACAAAUAUGGUGCAUUUGAGAAGAUCCCAGAGUUUAUCGCUUUUAGGAACAGGCUGAAUAAUUCUCUUCAUUUUGCACAAGUCCGUACCGAGCGGAUGUUACUAGACCUUUUACUUGAAGCAAACCUAUCAACCAGCUUAGCAGAAAGUAUAAAGUCAAUGAAUCUUCGGCCUGAAGAAGAUGACAUUCCAUGGGAAUUCUUGCGAGACAACAGGGACUUAAAUGUUUUCUUUAGCUGGGAUCCAAAAGACAGGGAUGUUUCUGAAGAGCAUAAGAGACUCUCUCUGGAAGAGGAAACCAUGUGGUUGAGGAUUCGCUCCUUAACGCUGAGGCUGCUCAGUGCACUGCCAAGUCUGGACCACCCCGUGGAGUCAAAGAACUCGGAGAAGACUACCGAGAACGGUGUGGCCUCUGGCAUCGACAUCCUCCGUCUGCUCCUGCAGCAGCUGGAGGCGGCGCUGGACAAAGGAAAGCGGUUUCUAGAGAGGGAAAUCCAGUAUCCUUUCCUUGGCCCUGUACCUACCAGAAUGGCUGGAUUUUUCAGUUCUGGCUGUGCCCUCUGUCAGACCAGCUCUUUUUAUCUCCUUAGUGAUAUUUAUGAGCUGGAUGCCAAUGGCUUAGAGGAUACAACGGAGAUCCAGGAUCGAGUAGAAAAUAGGCUAAAGUCUUUAUUAGAACAAUUAAAAGAUGUCUUCACUAAGUGUAAAGGUGACCUUUUAGAAGUUAAAGAUGGUACCUUGAAAACACACCCCGCGCUUCUAGAAAAUCUAGUCUUCUUUGUUGAGACUAUUUCUAUUAUCCUUUGGGUAUCUAGUUACUGUGAGAGUGUCCUGCGACCGUAUAAACUAAAUCUACAGAAAAAGAAAAAGAAGAAAAAAGAAAGCAGCCUUGUCAUGCCACCAGUCUUUACCAGUUUUCAAGACUAUGUCACUGGGCUUCAGACUCUGAUUUCCAAUGUUGUGGAUCAUAUUAAAGGGCUUGAAGCACAUCUAAUUGCACUUAAACUUGAAGAACUUAUUUUAGAAGACUCUUCUCUCUCACAGGAGGAGAAAAAAUUUUCAAAGACUGUGCAAGGAAAGGUGCAGAGUAGUUAUUUGCACUCACUUCUAGAAAUUGGGGAACUGCUGAAAAAAAGACUUGAGACCACAAAGAAACUGAAAAUUUAAGGAAGUAUGAACUCCAGGCAUUGAUUUUACAACUGAAAUGACAUCAUCUUCCCAGGCAAAAAGCUCCAUCUGAUUGACCAUCAUUUUAAUCUAGAACUCCCUCAUAAAAUGCAUGAAGGACUUUGAUUGUGAAUUACUUUUUUUAGGUAUUAAAUGUAUACAUCUGAUUAAAUUAUUGUAUAUAAACCAGAAGCAGAACCCUCACUGGGGUUUGACCACUUUUUAUACAUGUUCAUACGCAUAUGGCAGCCACAGAGAACCCCACUUUUCUCCUUCACCCCACUGCCAGAAGCUCUGGCUGGUGUGGGGGAGGUGUCCCAGAAAAGCAGAAAAGUUCCUAAACAAAAGCAUCGACCUCAGAGCAGCUGAACGGCCUGGCCAUUUCUCUUGCAGCAACAGGCAUUCGACCAGGUCCAGGGACCUCAGAAGGCCAAAGUGGAGCAGCCCCUGGCUGGGAGCUGCUUUUUCCUCAGAGCAGCUGUUUUGAGGUUUCCUCAGCUGCUUGGUUCCUGCAGCACCCAAGGCAGUCGGUAGCCAGAGGGCCUCUGAGGCAAUUGGGCUUAAGCAUCAGCCACCACAGGCACUCCUGUGGAGGGCCAAGACCUUCCAUCCUAGGUCCUGGGAGAGUUGGGUCGCAGGUGGCCUCUGUCAUUUCAGCUCGCUGGAAGGGAGCAGUGCAGGCUACAGAGAAGCCUGUGAGGCUUCCUUGCCACCGUACACCCACAUGAGGAAGAUGGGAAUCACUGUUUGAAAGGAGAGGUGUACAUACUUGGUGCAGGCAACUCGAACACCGAUGCCUGGUUUCGUGGGAGAUAUAUAUAUAUUAUAUAAUAUAUGUGUGUAUGUGCUUUUACAUACAUAUUUUCAAGCAUAUGUGUGCUUGAAAAUAAAGAUUUAAUACUUUAGCAUUUUUUAAGGGGCGGGCUGGGAAGGAAGAAAAUGUAUAGUAUGGACUGAACUUAGUUUUAGGCUGGCAAAAGGAAUGUUGUCAUCCAUUGGGUUUUGAGGUUCAGUUGUAACUGAAGCAUUCUAUCAGGCGAUUACAUUGUUCAUCUCCAGCUGCCCCAAAAGUACAGCUUUUUCCAGAGGUUGGUCUGACGAGAAAAAAUAAGAUGCUCUUGAAUAUAUUCAACAACUUAAACAGUUGCUUUGAUCAUCCUUUUUGCGUUUGUUCUUUUGUUUUUGGACUCCGUUACUCAAGUAAAAUUGAAUGAUUCUAUAAGAGCACAGAAAUGAGAUGGAGGAGGCAAACCCGGAGGUUUAUUUUUGAAGACCAUAAGGCUCUCGCUAAUUUACUCUACAAUGAAAUGUGAUGCUUUUUUCCUUUUAAAUGAAACAGAGUUCUGGAAAAUCUAUAUGCAAAUUUCACAAGUAUUCACAUUUUGUUCCUUCUCAACUUCCUACCAAACUUACAUGACUUUUCAAAUUAAGGCUACUUGGAUCCUAGGGGACUGGGACACAGUGACAGUAGGUAGGACUCUUGCCUUGCACACAGCUGACCAGGGUUUGAUUCCUGGCACCCAAAAUGCCCCCCAAGCACUGCCAGGAACCCUGAGCAGCACCGAGUACAGCCCCAAUACAAACACAAAGCCCAACUUGGAUCUUAGACCAAGUCAUUGCGAAAUGUUAUUUUUGAUAUAAAAUGGUAGGGACAACGUGUCCACCCCAUUCCAAAAAGAACUCCCUGAAUGAGAUGAAUUGGAAAAACCUGGUUGAUCCCGAUCUAAUUUCAUACAACGUAGCAUCUGUUUCUAAAUCCAUUGUUUAUUUCGAUGGAACUUUGUGAUGGCAUGUAUUGUUGAAAUGAUGUUUCUUGGAAUAUUCAGAAAUACUGUACAUAGAAAUAGAAAUGCUCUUUGAAAAGUCUGUCUGCUGACUGUUCCAUGUAGCAUAUGAGUGUGUGCCCCCCACUAGCCUUCACGCUCAGGUCCCUCCUGGACCUAGUCUCACUUAGAAGGCACCCAGAGACGCUUUUGUUUUUAUUAGCAAACAGUUUUUGACAUGGAGGUUAUGCUUCAUUUGUUCCUUGCUUAUUGUCUCACGAACUGUUGCAUUUCCUUUAGAUCCAAACUCUUUGAGGUAACUGGGGUUUGAUUUUUAGGGGUUUGGUUGGAUUUUUCUGUUUUAUUUUGGGGCCAUACCUGCCAACAUUUCUGGUUACUCCUGGCUCUGAACUCAGGAAUUACUCCUAGUGGUGCUUGGGAAUAAACGGGAUGCUGGGGAUCAAACCUGGGUUGGCUGUGUGCAAGGCAAGUGCCCUCCCUACUAUAUUAUCGCUUCAGCCCCUCAAGAGAAUUGUGUGUAAAAGAUGAAAUUAUGCAGAAAUGGCCAAUAUCGUUUAUUGAUCUUUUCUCUUGGCAACUGUCAUGCACUAUAAAUUGUGUACAGUGGAAUAAUAUACGUAUAUAUGUAUAUAUACAUAUAUAUAUGAGUGAAAAAAAUACCCUCUCUAGCAAUUAUAUGUCAUUGCUAUUUGAAGAAAAUUCCCAAAUAACCCAUUGCUGCUGCUCUUGUUUUGGUCUGUGUGGAAAUUAGUAUUUAAAGAAAAAAAUACCUGACUACUGUUUACAGACUGAAGAAGUAAUUGCUUUUUAUACUACUGAGAUCCUAAGUUAAUAUCUCCAAAGCAAACGUUUAGUUUAGAUCAUUUAUCUGGUGUGGAUAAAGGUAGAGGAAUUUUUAGUGUUCUCCACAUAAUGGAAAAUGUACAAAUGCCUAGCUGUGUUCCCAUCAAUUUUGUAUAUUUUCAUAAUUUUAAUGUUCAAAAUUGCAUUAUAUUUUGCAAUCACUGUUCAAUUUGGAUGUCUUUCAUUUUAACUUUUAAUAUAAAAGGGGUUUCAAUGUA
This is a messenger RNA of Suncus etruscus (white-toothed pygmy shrew), 5767 nucleotides long. RefSeq names its product N-alpha-acetyltransferase 25, NatB auxiliary subunit (gene NAA25). Gene Ontology annotation, cellular component: cytoplasm; NatB complex. Gene Ontology annotation, biological process: N-terminal peptidyl-methionine acetylation. Lineage: Eukaryota; Metazoa; Chordata; Mammalia; Eulipotyphla; Soricidae. The record is from RefSeq and is a predicted model, not a curated record. The coding region runs from base 4 to 2922 and encodes 972 amino acids. The transcript is spliced from 24 exons. Gene Ontology annotation, molecular function: protein-N-terminal amino-acid acetyltransferase activity; protein binding.